AGUGUGGGGCUGCACAGGUGAGCGGUGUGUGUCAGGGUCAGGCUGAGGAGGGGGUUUCUUCAGGGUUCUGUAUUUCCCCUGCAGAUGAGGCGACCAUGUUGUCUUCAAGAAGCUGCAGGGUCUUCGGUCUCCUCCUGUCCCAUUACUCUCAUAGUUUCGGUGGUGUCCAGCCUUUCCGCUUCUGCGCCUCCUGGACUGGAGUGAAGAAGCGCAGUUAUUGGAGGUACCUGAAGAGGUCUAUCCUGGGGGCCCCGUCCCCACCUUACAAGCGGGUGACUCAGACGGGAGAUCCGGUUUUGCGGGUCAAGACUCAGGCGGUUCCCCGAGACCGCAUCUCGCACCCCGAUACUCAGGUUGUUCUGAAGCGAUUGGUGCAGCUCCUGGAGUCCUGUGGUUGUGUGGGACUAAGUGCCCCUCAGUUGGGGGUCCCUCUCCGCAUUAUAGCUCUGGAGCUCCGAGAAGAGAUGUGCCAGUUGGUGCCCCCUGAUGUGCGGGCGCAACGGGAGAUGGAUCCUUUCCCACUCAAGAUCUUUAUUAACCCCGCUAUGCGUAUUCUAGACUCCCGAAAGCUGAGCUUCCCAGAGGGCUGCAGCAGCAUCCAUGGAUUUUCAGCAGUCGUGCCCCGGUACCACGCCGUGGAGAUAUCAGGCCUGAACGAGAAAGGAGAAGAGACCAGCUGGAAGGCACAAGGCUGGGCGGCCCGGGUGAUCCAGCACGAGAUGGACCACUUGGACGGAGUCCUUUAUGUAGAUAAAAUGGAUCCUCGGACCUUUGUGAAUGUAACCUGGAUGGAAAUUAAUGACUGAAGUAAAUUCCUUACCGUUUGCACGGCUGUUGUGAAUCUGAUGAAUGUAGGCUGCCCUCUUGUGGUGAGAGGAGUUAAUACAAUUUGUAGACGGUUCACAAAGGUAGAAUCAGGACGGGGUAUUUUCCCAAUAGAAUUCCCACCACAGCCUGCUUCUCCAGACUUUGCAGGUAACAGAUGCAUCACCCACUAUGAACAGAUUUUUAGGUGUCAUUUUAACUUUAAAGUAGUCAUCCCAUUUGCACUGGUAUGGGGUAUCAAUAGGAUAUGCCAUAACUAUCCGAUAUGUACAGGUCCCACUCCAAUCUCGAGAGCGGGCCCUGCUGUGAAUGGAGAGUAAGCUGCCCACACGUGUCUUUCACCAUUUAUUGCUAUGUUCCAUAGAGGUGAAUGAAAAGGGAGGAAGGGUGGGUUGCGCAUGCGCGGUGUGCUCUUCAUUCACAAUAGGCCAUAAAUGUCCUGAUGGGAGUACUCCUUUUAAGGAGCCCCCCCCCCCCACAGCCAUAGAUCUAAAUAC
Molecule: messenger RNA, 1322 nt
Organism: Bufo gargarizans (Asiatic toad)
Lineage: Eukaryota; Metazoa; Chordata; Amphibia; Anura; Bufonidae
Gene: PDF
Product: peptide deformylase, mitochondrial
Exons: 3
Coding region: 96-806 (236 amino acids)
Biological process (GO): peptidyl-methionine modification; N-terminal protein amino acid modification
Cellular component (GO): mitochondrion
Molecular function (GO): peptide deformylase activity
Source: RefSeq, a predicted model, not a curated record